Molecule: messenger RNA, 1579 nt
Organism: Ruditapes philippinarum (Manila clam)
Lineage: Eukaryota; Metazoa; Mollusca; Bivalvia; Venerida; Veneridae
Exons: 5
Coding region: 63-1343 (426 amino acids)
Cellular component (GO): membrane
Source: RefSeq, a predicted model, not a curated record
CAGAACCAUUUUCCAUUGAUGGUGCAAAUGUUACUGCAGGACAAAGUCUUUGUGGAACAGAAAUGUCUACCGCGGUGUUGUCUUUUAAAUUGUUUCCGUCGGAUGAAUCAUUUAAAAUUAACUUCCGAAAAGAUUUGAAUUCAAAUACCGUUUCAAUGUCGGCUGUGCUGAACAUUGAACCAAAGAAACAUUUCGAGAAUGCAAGUGAUAUUCUACCUUUCGAACUCGAGAGUAGCAUUGACUUGCCAAUUGGUAUGACAAACAUGUCAUAUAUAUGUAACUCGGAGCAGAAUAUGUUCUUUAAUCAGGAUCCUGGGUACUUUAUGACGAUGUCGAUUACAAACCUUCACGUACAAGCGUAUGCUAUAGAAAACGGAGAGUUUAGUACAGCUUUGGAAUGCAGCCAAGAUAAUUUUACAACCCUGCCAACAACAGCACCGCCUGAUGAACCUACCACAACAUCAUUAGCACCAGAAACAACGUCUAAAGAAACACCUAUUACCAUUGUAUCAGAAACAACAAUUACAGUUAAUCCCAUCGAUAACUCUACUUCAUCAGAACCAGAGACAAUGUCACCUUCAAAUGAACCAGAAACAACUACCGCAGAUAUCAUUAAAACCACUACACCGAUGAAAAAAAGUCCAAAAUAUGAGGUGAAGGAUGGAGAUAUUGUCUGUAUUGUUAUUCAAGGUAACAUAAGAUUUGACAUUCCAUACGAGAGGAAUGACAGGCAAAUGGGUUACUUAUCUAUUGGCCUUCCUGAAGUAGCAAAAGUGAGUGGGGCGUGCAACUACAAUGAAACAGAUACAAAACAGGAAUUGAUAAUAACAUUUUUCAAUGACACAUGGAGUUUUACUGUACUUAUAGCAGAAGAUGCGGCGAACAUGUUAAAGAAAAAUGACCCUUUGUUACAAGACCUACAAGCUGAGACGUCAUAUUCGUGGCGGAACAUCGAGUUAAAAUAUGUCAUAGAUGAGCAUUUUGAGAAUCCAAAAACUCCUGGACAAGAGGAAACUGUCACGAAAGAUGUCACUGGAAACUUCAAAGCGAGUCCCGAGGGUUCUUACAGAUGCAGUACGGGAGAGACGAUACAAUUAAAAGAAGAUCUUUAUGUUGAUCUGACAGAAUUUCAGUAUAAGGCUUUCAACACAGACGAUUCUGGAGACUUUUCUAAUAACGAUGUGACUGCCUGCCCAACAGACAAACAUGAUGAUGGCGACGACGACGACACAGUCGCAAUCGUUUUAGGUUCGGUGUUUGGAGGAUUAACGUUCAUUAUUUUAGUUGUCGCUGUUGGAGUCUGUGUCAGACGUAGACGAUACAAACACUAUCAGUUCAUGUAAAUCAUCUUCAGAAUGAAGAAAAUAUAUACACUUUAUGUGCUACAAAAGCAUUCAGUCUAACAAUUAUUUGAAAUAAUGAUAAGCAUCAUUGAUGUGGCAUGGUUUUUAAAACAUUAAACAACAUAAAUAAUCACACGGAGAUACAAUGUAGUUAUACACCUCUAAAAGUCCUGUGGUGGUUAAAAAUAUUGACAAAUAAAAUUCGAGUACACAUUUGUAGUUUGACCGACAGUAUU